AAGGGAUGGUUGUCCAAGGGUGCUUAUGUAAGUGGUGGUGAGAGGGAUGGUAGUGAGAGGGAUGGUAGGGUAAGGGAUGGUGAUGAGGAAGAUGAGGAUGAUGGAGAUUAUAUAUUUGGUUUCAGUUCAGAAGAUAAGGAAUGGGAAGAUGAAAAUGAAGGGUAUUCUAGUGAUAGUGGACUAGUAGAUGAAGGUACUAUGGGGGGAGUUCAAAUAAGUAGUGAUGAUGGUUUGUCAAAUUAUGGGUCAGGGGAUGAAUGUGGAUCAGAAUCAAGUAUUGAAAUAUUGGGUGAUACUGAUAAAGAAAUAAUGGAUGAAACUGGUAGAACUGUGGUAGACCUUGGUGCUAGGACUUGUGUAUGUAGGGCAUGGCAAAUUUUUGGCCUCCCCUGCAAGCAUGCAGCUGCUGCAAUGGCUUACAAGAGAAUGAAUAUUGAGCUAUUUUGUGAUGAAAAAUUUAGUAAGCAUGCUUAUUUGGAAGCUCAUGGGGGAAUGAUACAUCCCAUAGUUGACUCAAAACUAUGGCCACCUGCUCAUGGUGAUCCACUUGAUCCUCCUCCACCUUAUAGAAGGCCUGGUAGGCCAAAGAAAAAUAGAAGAAGAGAUGCAGAUGAACCUGCAGCAGGGACUAGUCAAGUGAGAAGGUCAAUGACCAUAAGAUGCAUGAUUUGCAAGGCUCUUGGACAUAACAAAAGAACAUGUCCAAAAAAUACAAAUAAGGUCCAGAAGGGAAGUUCUUCAAAAGCUGCAAAUGCAAGUGGUCCAGAGAAAAGUUCAAGCACAUCUCAGAGAGUUAGGAGGGGGGGUUUAUCACAACCCUUGGGUGUAAAUAGUUCUCAACCCUAACUUGGUAGAGGCACAACUCAAAUGGCAGUUAGAGGUGGGGGGUGGUAUAAGCAGUUCUCAACCCCAAGGUGCUACAUGGAGUUUUGGUGCAAGCAGUUCUCAGCCCCAACUUGGUAGAGGGACAACUUAAAUGGCAGUUAGAGGUGGGAGGGGUGCGUCUAUGUCUCAGCCCCAACUUGGUAGUGGUACCUCUUCUGAUAUGGUAAAUUAUAGUGUCAUGUAAAUUUUAGUUAUAUAUUUCGUUUCUUCUUCUUCUUCUUUUUUUUUUUUUUUUUUUUUUUUUUUUUUUUUUUGAACUCCAUUUAUUUGUUUUCCACAUGCAAUGUGGUAACUGUCAUGCUGUUUCAAUCCUUCUGGCCUCCCCUGAAGAAUGUUUUUUGUGUUCUUAUUUUGAGCAUAUAUGGAUAACUACCUGUCACUUUUGAUGUUACUAUUUUGUUUUGAUGGCAUGUGGACAAAUGUUUGCUCAUAGUUAGAGUUGCAUUUGGAGCAUAUGUGGAUAACCUGUCACUUUUUGGGAAACUUUGCUUGCUAUUUGUUGACAAUUUUUGGGAUAUUGUUGGAUAGGUUAUUGGACAGGAUAUAAUUACAUACUUAUACUCAUGGGUCUUGGGUAUACUUUUGGUUGUUUUGUGUAUGUAAUGAAGUGGAGACAGUUGGAUUGAACUAUAUAUAAGCUUUUGGUUA
Cornus florida is the source of this 1533-nucleotide messenger RNA. RefSeq lists its product as uncharacterized. The transcript has 4 exons. Lineage: Eukaryota; Viridiplantae; Streptophyta; Magnoliopsida; Cornales; Cornaceae. Gene Ontology annotation, molecular function: zinc ion binding; nucleic acid binding. The coding region runs from base 199 to 846 and encodes 215 amino acids. The record is from RefSeq and is a predicted model, not a curated record.